AUGACUCCGCAUGUCUGCUGGUGUGUACAUUCCCGCUGUGGCGCACGCCUCACCAACAAGCACUUCUAGCGCUCCGGCCGCGCGUCUGACUGUGUUUGCGAGCGUCUGGAGCGGCUCGACGCGUCCCGUCCCUCUGAAAGUUGAAGACUAAGCGUCAAACCCCCGACCCUCCCGGAGCCACAGAGCAGGAGGACGAGGACUCCGCCAAGAUGUUCAGCACCAAAAGACUGAAGAAGAAGUCUCAGUCAGUGGAUAUUGCCAGCCAAGGCUUCUCCCCGACCCUGGUGCCAGCCUCGCCCCGCAGCAAGGCUGCACCGCCUGUUGCCAAGACAACCAGCGUCCUCGCAGUGCAGGAGAACAACACCGCCAACUCCCAGCGCCGCAGCCCUCGGUGCGGCGAGCUGAAGCGAGGCUACACCAUCGAUACCGGCCAGAAGAAGACUCCGGAGAAGAAGGAUGGGAGACGCAUGUCGUUCCAGAGACCCAAAGGGACCAUUGAAUAUUCUGUGGAAUCGCGGGACACGUUGAACAGCAUUGCGCUCAAGUUUGACACCACGCCCAACGAGCUGGUUCAGCUGAACAAGCUGUUCUCCAGAGCAGUGGUGCCUGGCCAGGUUUUGUACGUUCCUGAUCCUGAGUACGUCUCCAGUGUUGGAAGCUCCCCCUCCCUCAGUCCCAUCAGCCCCCUGUCUCCCACCUCCUCAGAAGCUGAUUUAGAGAAAGUGACGGACUCCGAUGGCCCCCCCAGACCAGAAGGUACCCCCCCCCCAGUGUUCCCCGCCCUGCGCCCAUCCAGGGUGGUGUCAUCCACCUCCGAGGAGGAAGAGGCCCUCACGGAGAAGUUCCUCAAGAUCAACUGCAAGUAUAUCACAGAUGAAAAGGGGGCGGUAAGCGGCGUGUUGCUGGUGACGCCCAACAACAUCAUGUUCGACCCUCACCGGAUGGACCCUCUGGUUCAGGCCCACGGGUGCGAGGAGUACGGCAUCAUGUGUCCGCUGGAGGAGGUGCAGUCUGCCGCCAUUUACAAGGAGAUCACUGACCCCAAGAUCAGGGAGGCUGUACCUGAUAACCUGGACCCUCUGCCAGCUGAGAGACAUCCCUCCCAGCAGAAGGACCCAGAGCACCGGCUACGGGAGCCAGUGGCCAAUGACAGUGGCAGCACGGCCCCACGGAGCUCCGAGGGCUCCAUCUCCGAGGACGUCUUCACUGAGUCCGAGCUGUCCCCCAUCCGGGAGGAGGAGCAGGCGUCUAACGAGGACCUCCACCUGGACAAGUCCUCGGGCGCUUCCACGGAGUCCGUGCAAACUGUCACUCAAGCGGAGGCCGCCGGCACCAGCUCCCGGACCCCGGGCGGUACCCACAGCUCGGUGGGCCGGCCAGACGAGCCCGCGGUGGAGGGAGCCAAGGACAGUCCACCCGACACUGCCACAGAGAAUGACAGCCAGUCCCCCACGGUACCCAAGCAGUACAGUGUAGAGAAGCCACCAAGCACACCCACUACCAGCAGCAGCAGCACUAGCCAGGCCCAGGGUCCCAGCAACAGCACCUCCCGACCAGCGUCCCAAAGCGCCAAUAACCCUGGGGCCACGGACAUCACCUGCGCAUCAGCCGGUCCACAGGGGGACACUAAGGAGGGGACAGACAUCCCCACAGCGGACACUAUGCAACAAGGCAAGGAGAAUGUUGAAGAGAUGCAAAAGGAGGACACGCAGAACUCUGGAGACGGUACUGCGUCUGGUCAGAGGCGAAAGCACCGCUCUCACAAGUUCUUGUGUCUGCGGGUGGGGAAGCCCAUGAAGAAGACGUUUGUCUCCAACGCCAGCGCGUCCAUGCAGCAGUACGCCCAGCAGGGCAAGAAGCAUGAGUACUGGUUUGCUGUUCCGCAGGAGAGGUCAGACCAUCUGUACGUGUUCUUCAAGCAGUGGAGCCCCGACAUGUACGGUGAGGGGGUCAGGGGAAUGGGACAGGAGCCGGGGUUUAUGGUUGUCAAAAAGAACGAGUUGUCGGAGGCGGCACAGGACGAGCCCGUCACCGACCUCAACAACAAGGAGUGGGAGGUAGUGUCUCUGACAGAGUACCACCGUCGGAUUGACGCGCUAAACAGUGAAGAUCUGCGCUCGCUCUGCAAACGACUCCAGAUUACCACCAAGGAGGAGGUGAACUCCAAACAUGGAAUGUCCAUCAAGACUGAGCUGGAACCAGACACGUUCAAACCCAAUCUCAGAGAACCCAGUGACCUCCUGGAGGCCGACCAGAUAGAAAAGCUUGCCAGGAAUCUACCACCACGGACCAUUGGAUACCCAUGGACGCUGGCCUUUGGCACGGCUAAGCACGGCAUGAGCAUUAAGACACUGUACAGAGCCAUGCAGGGCCAGGACACACCGGUGCUCAUGGUCAUUAAGGACAGCGACGGCCAGGUGUUUGGUGCAUUAGCAUCUGAGCCCUUUAAAAUAAGUGAUGGCUUUUAUGGCACAGGAGAGACCUUCCUCUUCACCUUCAACCCAGAGUUUGAGGUGUACAAAUGGACAGGUGACAACAUGUUCUUCAUCAAGGGAGACAUGGAUUCCUUAGCUUUCGGUGGAGGAAGCGGUGAGUUCGGACUGUGGCUGGACGGAGACCUCUACCAUGGCCGGAGUCACUCCUGUAAAACAUUUGGGAACCCCAUGCUCUCAAAAAAAGAGGACUUCUACGUGCAGGACAUAGAGAUCUGGGCUUUUGAAUAAUAAGAACUGCCCCACGGGAGAUAAAUACAAGAGGUCCCACGGUGGGCGACGAGGAGCGCGCCUCCUUUAGAACACUGGCAACGUCCCAAACCUUACUGCACAUCACCAGGGCUCCCCACGCUGGAAGCCAGCUAUUGGAUGCUUAUUGUGCAUUACUACUGCAGUUAUUACGGAGCUUUUUUUCUUUGUGAAAAGUUACCUUUGUGUGUAUCUUGUUACAGCCUUGUGCAGAGUCCUUGCAGAUUAGGGUGAGUGUGUAAAGCAGUAAAUGUGGCCAUGAGAUUAUAUCAGAGGAAUGAGGAUGGGGAAGUGGGGGCGGAACCAUAAGGACCUUUAAGGGAGAGGACCAUUGAAGCACCUCUGUCAUCAGAGGUGGUGAAGAUGAUGGCAGCGGAGGUUUGGGACGGCCGCGAUGAGAGAAACCUGCCCCGCUGAACCUCAAGAAGUCCCUCAACCGCCCAAGAACUCUGUUUGGUAGGAUGUUACUCACUGUGCUGUCAGCCAAUGGAGAAGAGAAAGACCCAGGUAGAGGGAAAGAAGGGAGACACGGCGAAAACAUUCCACUCCUCCUGGUGACGGUGGAGAUUACAGUUCAGAUUUGUGGUAAAUCACCUGUAUACAAAACGCGUCCGUAGCAGGAUACGAUGACACCUAACUCAGAGCAAAGAAAAUUCCCUGGGGGAGGGAGGGGGGUCUUUCUACAGUACAGUCUGGGGUUGUUUUCCGAGGCUAAACUUGUAGAGUAUUGUGUAAUGUAGUCCUCCUGUCGUUCACUGUCAUAGCACACCAUCUGAAAGCACAUAGCGAUAACCCAUCGUUGUAAUGUUCUGUUCAGUGGGUGUACGUGUGAGUCCAGCUGACACUGGCUCCUCUCGCAGGACGCUGGCUGUACGGUUCGUAGACAGUAACGUGUUGCAAUAGAUUCGUGGAAUAUGCAAAUAACUGUCCUGUGACCUCAGAUACCCGCAGGUCGCGGCGCCUCCGCCGCCACCUGCCACUCUGUCGAGAGAAACUUGUAAAGCUUUUACGUCUUGAUACACUAUUGCUUUUCUGGGUAUUGUUUGAAAAGCCUGAGACGUGGUUAACUGUUUUACAUGCAUAUAUGACAAUUAUAUAGUGGUAUAUAUGAUUAUAUAUGGACUUAUAUAAUCAUAUAUAUUUUGCUGUUAAGUGUGACAGUGAUCUUUUUGUGCUGAUAUUUCAGCUGUUACAAUAUAAUGUAUAUUACCCUGUAAAUUAAUGUUAAAUUAGUAGAUUUGUUCAUAUAUAUAUAUAAUAUGUAUAUGUAUUCAUAUAUAUAGACAUAUAAUAUGAAUACAUAAUGCAAAUACAUAAUGCGAUAUAAAUAUAUAUAUAUAUAUAUAUAUAUAUAAAAUAAAGUGUGGAUUGGUGGGUUGCAUCUAGCACUUUAAUCUGGUCGUUGGUUAAACGUGUCAAGGCCAGGUUCUUAGGUUCUCUUAGCAGUAGCUGUACAGUACCUUUUGGUUUAGCUCAUUAAGAUGUUAGCUGUUCGUAGAAAGCUUGCUGCUACCACUAUCAAUAAGGGUUUGCCCAAAUGCUGUGUGUGUGUGUGUGUGUGUGUGUGUAAAAAGGAGGAGUAUUCAGCAGUGGAAGGGGGGAGCUGAGCGUGGUUAAGCACGGCAGCAGGGUCAGGUUUCUCCCCUCGUGUGGCUUUCAGGUGAGUGUCAGUAGGUCCAGGUAGGUAUGCUGACAGACAGACUGACGCUGACAGGCAGGCGACGGAGGGCCAAGGGAAGCGCGUACAGCACGCGACCUUCCCCCGUCCAGGAGCUGUCUUCCACUCCAGUAUUUGUGUCCUUGUGGAGAAUCACAAAGAAUAACAUGGAUAAUUCUUCCAAUUAUUUCAACACAAUACAGUGUAUCAGUGAUGUAUAAAAAAAUAAUAAUAAAGCUGAAUUAAUUGUUCUAACCUGGGAAAUGA
Messenger RNA from Betta splendens (Siamese fighting fish), 4665 nucleotides. It is a transcript of the gene oxr1a, whose product is annotated as oxidation resistance 1a. The transcript is spliced from 17 exons. The coding region runs from base 210 to 2723 and encodes 837 amino acids. Gene Ontology annotation, biological process: response to oxidative stress. NCBI's taxonomy places the organism in Eukaryota, Metazoa, Chordata, Actinopteri, Anabantiformes, Osphronemidae. Gene Ontology annotation, cellular component: nucleus. The record is from RefSeq and is a predicted model, not a curated record.